AUGCAAAUGACAAUGAACACAGUGCCCGAUAAGGUGACAAUGUUAAAGGUCGUGGAAAGGGCCUCACACCACAUCAAGCUGUCCUGGAUGGCCCCUGCGGAGAUCAAUGGAGAAGCGAAGGGCUACAUAAUCGAAUACAAGGAAAAUAUUGAUCGCGCCACCUCACUGAAGACCGUCAUAACUGAUCCCAGUCAAACCUACAAGAAACUGUACAACCUGAAGAGCUACACUGAGUAUGUGUUUUCUGUGUGGACGUUAAAUGGGGCGGGUCAAAGUUCAGAGGCCAAUACUUUGGUCGAAUCUACCACCACUCCGUCCGUUCCCGAUGAGCCGAUGAUCUUAGAUAUCAAAUCGGGCUCCGACUAUGCAAACGUCAGCUGGUCACCUUCCAUCAAAGAGCAGAAAAAUCCUGGCAAGGAGUUCAUGGUCGAGUACAGAAAAGAAGGUGAUUCCUUGUGGCAGAACACGAAAGAGGAACCGGAGCACAAUUGGUACAAUGUGACGGAUCUGGAGUUUGGAGUUAAGUACGAAUUCCGUGUGGUUGCGCUGAACCACGAUGGCGAUGCUAUGAAGUCCGCGGUGGAGGAACAUGUCAUUGGCAUCCAUCCUGAAACAUUGGCGAGCAAGUCAUCCUACCUAAGUUGGUUCAUACCUCUUCUCGUCAUAUUCCUCGUCAUCCUCAUCAUCGUCCUCAUCAUCGUCUCAUGCCUGCUCUACAAGAGGAAUCGAGGUGGAAAUUACAAAGUCUAUGAGAAAGAGAAGUUGCACGGUGUAAAGUAUGACGAAGAAGCCACAUUCGAUGAGUACAUUCGAUCUGAGAAUUCCACUUUUAGAAAGAGCAAGCAAGGUUCUCUAGAGGGAUCGAAUAAGAGCGGUUCAGAGGACGACGACGGUUCAGAUAGUCUGGGGGCGUAUGAGGACGUUGACCCGACAAAGUUCAACGACGAUGGGUCAUUUGUUGACUCUGUUAAAAAUACCAACACCCUGGAUGUUGAUUUGAUAAAUUUUAAAAAUUCUAUUAACAUGAAGUAG
Molecule: messenger RNA, 1032 nt
Organism: Helobdella robusta
Lineage: Eukaryota; Metazoa; Annelida; Clitellata; Rhynchobdellida; Glossiphoniidae
Exons: 7
Coding region: 1-1032 (343 amino acids)
Biological process (GO): cell-cell adhesion; axon guidance
Cellular component (GO): axon; plasma membrane
Molecular function (GO): protein binding
Source: RefSeq, a predicted model, not a curated record